This is a messenger RNA of Zalophus californianus (California sea lion), 1563 nucleotides long. It is a transcript of the gene RAB20, whose product is annotated as RAB20, member RAS oncogene family. Gene Ontology annotation, biological process: intracellular protein transport. Gene Ontology annotation, cellular component: endomembrane system. Lineage: Eukaryota; Metazoa; Chordata; Mammalia; Carnivora; Otariidae. The record is from RefSeq and is a predicted model, not a curated record. The transcript is spliced from 2 exons. Gene Ontology annotation, molecular function: GTP binding; GTPase activity. The coding region runs from base 322 to 1023 and encodes 233 amino acids.
CCCCCGACGGGAACUGACUGCCGCGGUCUGGACAUCCCAGGUGGGCGCGGGACUGGGUUUCCAGCUCCUGCACGGGCUCAGAGACUCAUUUCCUCUUCCGAGCUCCCUGGCGUCGGAGCCGGAGGGUCCCGGCGAGUCCCCACAAGUUCGGGGUCCCCGCGAGCCCGGGUCUCCGCGAAUCGGGCUUCCCGCGAGUCUGGGUCCUCGCGAGUCCCGGGGUCCGAGCGUUCGGGGGGCGGCGACCGGCUGCUCCAGCGGCACCUGGUGCGCACGGGUGGGACCGGCGCCGAGAGCAGGAGGGGGCCUUCCUGCUGCAGGAAGAUGAGGAAGCCCGAUGGGAAGAUCGUGCUUCUGGGGGACAUGAACGUGGGCAAGACGUCGCUGCUGCAGAGGUACAUGGAGCGGCGCUUCCCGGACACGGUCAGCACGGUGGGCGGCGCUUUCUACCUAAAGCAGUGGCGCUCCUACAACAUCUCCAUCUGGGACACCGCAGGGCGAGAGCAGUUCCACGGCCUGGGGUCCAUGUACUGCCGGGGUGCGGCCGCGGUCAUCCUCACGUACGACGUGAACCACCCACAGAGCCUGCUGGAGCUGGAGGACAGGUUCCUGGGACUUACGGACACAGCCAGCACGGACUGCCUCUUCGCCAUCGUGGGGAACAAGGUGGACCUCGUUGAGGCCGGGGCCGCAGAGAGCCAGGAGAAGGAAGGGCGUGGCCCCGGGACGGCGGGCGGCGGUGGACUGCCCAAAGUGCCCAAGCCGGUGCAGCCAGAGGACGCGGCGGCACUUUACAACAAGAUCCUCAAGUACAAGAUGUUGGACGAGAAGGAUGUGCCGGCCGCUGAGCAGAUGUGCUUCGAGACCAGCGCAAAGACCGGGUACAACGUGGACCUGCUGUUCGAGACCUUGUUCGACAUGGUGGUGCCCGUGAUCCUGCGGCAGAGAGCCCAGGGGCCGCCGCAGACCGUGGACAUCGGCAGCUGUAAGACGCCCAGACGGACCAGAUCUGGGUGCUGUGCCUGACUCAGGGGGACCCCGAGCCCCAGGGUCCACGGCGGGCCGGGGCUGACCCAGUGUGCUGUGGUCAGAAGUUGCAUAGCCGGGCUGCACACGCAGGGGGACGUCCGGGGGCAACAACAGCGGGGUGUUCGGCGGUCCACGGGCACGGCUCCUCCGUCUGCAUCACCGUGGGGGACGUGAGGCCCAGGUGAAUCGCCUGCAGAAAACACUCUUCCGAGCCGCGACUCCAGGGACCCUUGUGCGGUGCUGCUCCUUUCCUAACAUCCGGGCCUCGCCGAAGCCUGUGGCUGGGCUCCGCAGCACGUGGCGUGCGUGGGCACCUGGCCAUGGCACCUGCCUCACUCUCACGUUUUGCCAACAUUUUCUUCACCGUGGUCUCUCCUUGGUCCUACCGUUUGGCACUCGUGUGUUGAUGUGUCACCAUGAUUCUUGGCUUGUUAAUUUAUACGAAAUCCAGAAUCACCGCUUUUAUACUGGUUGCAGCCGUGUGAGCUACGCACAUUAUUAAAAAGGAUUAUGAGGAGACCCUUGGUGUGGAGACUG